UGACAACAGAUCGUAGACAAUGAAGUGGGCAAUUGUUCUGUGUGCCGUGGUGGCACUGUCCGAGUGCCUUGUGCAGAUUCCCUUGGAGAAGGGCAAGACUGCCAGGGAGCACCUGGAGGAGCAGGGUCUGUGGGAAGAGUACAGGCUGAAAUUCCCCUACAACCCCAUGGCCAAGUUUGACGAGAGAUUCAUGGUCGCCAGUGAGCACAUGACCAAUGAUGCUGAUCUGGCCUACUAUGGAAUCAUCUCCAUUGGAACUCCUCCUCAGUCCUUCAAAGUCAUCUUUGACACUGGCUCCUCCAACCUGUGGGUGCCCUCCGUCUACUGCAACAGCGCAGCCUGCAACAACCACGAUAAGUUCAACCCAACCCUCAGCAGCACCUACAAAAGCGAUGGCCAGGCUCUCAGCAUUCGCUACGGCACUGGCAGCAUGACUGGCUUCCUGGGCUAUGACACCGUGACGGUUGGUGGUGCGGCAGUGCUUAACCAGAUCUUCGGACUGAGCCAGUCGGAAGCUCCCUUCAUGCAGUAUAUGACUGCUGAUGGCAUUCUGGGCUUGGCCUACCCCAGCCUGGCUGCCUCCGGUGCCACUCCCGUCUUCGAUAACAUGAUGAAGGAGGACCUGGUCAACCAGGACAUCUUCUCUGUUUACCUGAGCUCCAAUUCUCAGGGAGGCAGUGUUGUGAGCUUUGGUGGAAUUGACCCCAACCACUACUACGGUCCCAUCACCUGGAUCCCCCUCUCCAGAGAUCUCUACUGGCAGAUCACUGUGGACAGUGUCACUGUCAAUGGCCAGGUUGUGGCCUGCAAUGGCGGUUGCCAGGCUAUUGUGGACACUGGCACUUCUCUGAUCGUUGGGCCUCAGCGGGACAUCAGCAGCAUCAACAGCUGGGUGGGAGCUUCCAGCCAGAACGGAGAUUAUGUUGUCAACUGUAACUACAUUUCCCAAAUGCCUGAUGUGACAUUCCACAUCCAUGGACAGGAAUUCACCAUCCCAGCAUCUGCCUACACCCGCAAGUCUCGGUACAAUAACUGCCGCACUGGUUUUGGCAAUGGAGGCGACAGCCUGUGGAUCCUGGGUGACGUCUUCAUCAGGCAAUAUUAUUCCAUCUUCAGCAGAUCUCAGAACAUGGUGGGCUUGGCCAAGGCUAGAUAAACUUACUUUUGUUGAUUGAAGACCCACGCAACAAGAAAAUACAUAUCGUAAAGCAACACUGUUACCAACAUGCUUACUGUGAUUUUGAACUGUAACCUCUCAAACAUG
Molecule: messenger RNA, 1264 nt
Organism: Lampris incognitus (smalleye Pacific opah)
Lineage: Eukaryota; Metazoa; Chordata; Actinopteri; Lampriformes; Lampridae
Product: pepsin A-like
Exons: 9
Coding region: 20-1156 (378 amino acids)
Biological process (GO): proteolysis
Molecular function (GO): aspartic-type endopeptidase activity
Source: RefSeq, a predicted model, not a curated record